This is a messenger RNA of Xyrauchen texanus (razorback sucker), 1638 nucleotides long. RefSeq names its product GTPase IMAP family member 5-like. Gene Ontology annotation, molecular function: GTP binding. The transcript is spliced from 3 exons. The record is from RefSeq and is a predicted model, not a curated record. Lineage: Eukaryota; Metazoa; Chordata; Actinopteri; Cypriniformes; Catostomidae. Bases 110 to 1345 code for a protein of 411 amino acids.
CAAGAACAGCAUUCUUUCACUUUAGAGGGCGUUUGGGGAAGUGUCAGGCACAAAAGUGUUUUUAAGUAUCCCUUUUUAAGUUGAUUUUCAUUUAGAUUUUGUUCACAGCAUGGCAUGGAGAAGCACAGAUGGGACAAAUGAAGCGAGGUCAUCCAGAGACCCUGUUUUAAAGCUGAGAUUAAUGAUGCUCGGAGGUGAUGAGAUUCUUAUGAAUCAAGCAUGUGACACCAUUCUCAGGAUCACACAGAGAGAUGAUCCCUCUAAACCUGGCAUAUGGCAGCCUAUGAAGGCUCAUGUUUGUGGCCGACAGGUCUCCGUGUUAAAAACUCCCCCCUAUUGGCUUCAACACUUGAAAUCAUAUAUGUUUUUCUACAGUGCAGUCAAAUCCAUUAAAAAUGACCUGGAGGCGUAUGAAUCUCUGCUGUUUCCUGGUCCUCAUGCUUUUCUGCUGGUGCUUGAAGGAGUAAAUGGCACUGGGGAAGAGUUUUUUCUUCUACAAGCUCUCAGUGAAGUGUUUGGGAAGGCGGUCUUACAGUAUUGCAUGGUCUUAUUUAUGCAUGAAGUUAAGCGCAAUGAUCAAGCAAUGCACCACUGUGUCAAAAUGUGUGGGAAAAGGUACCACAUUUUACAGGACAGCGACAGCAGUGUUGAAACGUUAUUUACCAAAAUUGCGACAAUGACAGAGAGCAAAGAAAGCGCCUUUUUCACCCAACAUCUGGAGUGUUUCAGAAAAGCCAAGAAACAUUUUCAGAUGAAAUUUGAUGCUGAGCGUAAGGAAAAUGAGAAUACCUUUAAAAAACUACUGUCCGAAAAAGAAGAGACGAUGAACAAUCUAAGGAAGGAAAUGGACAAUAUGAAGGAACAGAACGCAAAGAGCGUAACAGAAUCACAGGACGCUUUGAGGAUGUCACGAGGUAAAGAGAGAGAACUAAACGAAGAGUUGGCCACCUACAAAGACAGAGAGAGCGAGUUAAGGAGAGAGCUGGACGUUUCCAGAGGGAGAGAGAGUGAAUUGAAAGAUGACAAGGAGAAGCUUCAAAGAGACGUGGAGCAACUCAAAGACGACGUGAAAGAACUGGAAAGGAAUCUGAGGGAGGCAAAGAUUACAAAAGAUUUUCUGGAGGCAAGACUGAAAUCAGAAUGCAGCAUAAUACAACAUGAAGAAGAACUACAAGACAAAGAAAACAAACUGCACGAGAGACAGAAAGAACUAGAUCGAAGAGAGACAUUACUGGAGGCCAGAGAAAGAGACAUGGCCAAGAGAGAAGUCCAUCCUAGCGGAUCAGAUUAUGAACAUCACAGCAGCAAAGACCUUGCUUUCCCUAGUUUGAAGGAAAAGGAGUAAACAAGUGUCCAGCAUACAAGGGAACUCCUUCAAUAUUGGUGUAAAAAAGCAUCUCUGGAUAAAGCACCUCAUGAAGUUGCUUGAGAGAAAAAAACAGAAUGAGCAGAGCUGCAAUCUACACAAACAUCAUCCUUGAAUCCAAGAAAGAAGAGAAUUGAUGCAUUUUUUCCAUUUUCCAUUUAUAUUCUUAGUCUUUAUGACUACUAUUAUUCUGUGGGAAUGUGGUAUAUCAAAUGAAUAAAAAUAAAUCUUGCUUAAUUCUUGUUUCUCUCUCCUGAGCAAGGAGGGUUACA